This is a messenger RNA of Belonocnema kinseyi, 1534 nucleotides long. RefSeq names its product high mobility group protein 20A (gene Hmg-2). The record is from RefSeq and is a predicted model, not a curated record. The coding region runs from base 367 to 1353 and encodes 328 amino acids. NCBI's taxonomy places the organism in Eukaryota, Metazoa, Arthropoda, Insecta, Hymenoptera, Cynipidae. Gene Ontology annotation, biological process: regulation of gene expression. Gene Ontology annotation, cellular component: nucleus. The transcript is spliced from 7 exons.
UGCUGUCGAUCAUGUAUAUGUGUUGCGGUAGUGUUUUGGUGUUUUUUGUAUAUUUUAGUGUUUUUCAGAUGCAAAAACCUUCUUGUUCGAUCUAAUCAUUCGAAAUUGUAUAUUCUCAGGCGUCCUUUUGAAAAUUCGAAGCAAAAUUGUUGAUGAAAUGAAGACUUUUCAUCAUUUUCGCAACAUAACCUAAAAAUUAGGGACUGGGCAAUUGUUUUUGUUUCACUCUUCUCCUGACUCUUCUAAAAAGUUAUCGAAAUUUCGUUAUAAGAAUAUAAUUACCGUAGUUAUAGUGAAAGUUUAUUAAUCAAUACUUAAUUUUGUACGUUAAUAACUGUCGCUCCAAAAUAGCAAUUGCAAAACAAAAUGAGUGAAAGUGCACCAACUAACAAUAAUGUUGCUGAGAGCAACGGAGUAAUUGAUCAUCCAGCUUUUAACGGAGGAACAGAAGAUCCACCAAGUAAAUCGCCCCUGACUAUAGAAGAAAAAGCACAGGAUGCUACAUCUGAAGGUGGAAGCAAAAAGGCAACUCCCACAACAACUGCAGGAACAACUCCCACAGCUCCUGCCAACAGGCCCAAAAAACGUAAAAAGCCUGUCAGAGACGCAACUGCUCCUAAAAUACCCCUAACCGGUUACUUUAGGUUCUUAAAUGACCGAAGGGAAAAAGUGAGGGCUGAAAAUCCAGCAAUGCCAUUUGCAGAAAUUACGAAACUCUUGGCCUCUGAAUGGAGCAAUUUACCAGCGGAUCAAAAACAGCAAUAUUUGGAUGCGGCGGAGCAGGACAAAGAACGUUAUAACAGGGAAAUCAUCGAUUAUAAACAGACGGAAGCGUAUCGUCUAUUCAACGAGAAACAAACGGAGAAGCUAAAUGAGAGCAAAAAAGAAAGAAAUGGAUCUGAAGUAUCUCUGGAACAAAAUGAUGUUCCACCAGAAAAGGACGAUUUUUCAGGAUUUGACAUUCCAAUUUUCACUGAAGAAUUCUUGGAUCAUAAUAAAGCUUGUGAGGCAGAAUUAAGGCAAUUGAGAAAAGCUACGGCUGAUUACGAAGGACAAAAUGCGGUUCUGCAGAGACAUGUAGAUAGUUUACAUGCCGCUGUAAAUCGUUUGGAAUCCGAAACGAAUCAGCAACGCUCCUCAAAUCAAGCUUUGCAAAGACAUUUGGAUAAUCUCCGGUCUCAAUUAACGGGAUGUUUUGCGACUAUACCUCUCCAAGGUACACAUGAGGCAGCAACUCCACAAAACAUAGACAGCUACGUAGAAAAGCUGGAGUCGUUGCUGUCCGGUGGCAUUGAUCCAUCUUUACGGAAUGCAGUUCGCAACGCCGUAUCUCAUUUUGAAUUGAUUGGAUGACAGUCACCUUCCACGGCUGUGCCGACUGCUGUGAAACAUCACCGAUCACGACAUUCGCACCGGAAGUAAGGGUAGCAAAUUUUUUCAUCUCAUGUGAGUCAAUAUUGUGCUACCUAGUAUUAACACACCAAACGGAUAAUAUUAAUAAUAAUAAUAAUAAUAAUAAACUAAUAAAAUAAAU